Dentiscutata erythropus is the source of this 561-nucleotide messenger RNA. NCBI's taxonomy places the organism in Eukaryota, Fungi, Glomeromycota, Glomeromycetes, Diversisporales, Gigasporaceae. The record is from the annotation of a GenBank genome assembly.
AUGGCUGUCACGGUCAUUAACGAAACAAUCGUGCCUAUAAAUAUUAUAGCUAUUCACAAUUAUGGUGUAGCUGUUAAUUACAGCAAAUAUAUGUGUCUUAAAUAUGGAGAAUCAUACAAGUUUAGUUGCAAACGUACGCCAACAAGAUUUUUUAUCUGGCAGUAUAGUGGCCCUGAUUCAGAAAUCUCCGAUGAAAAACUUCAAAUGUUGUGUUUAGCACGCAAUUUUAUCAGUGCUAUUAGCAUGGGAUUAAGUGAGGUCAAACACAUGGUUGCAGAACAAGUUCUUGAUGUAGCAACUAUAGCGAUUCAAAAUGCUAUUGUGCAUAAAUUAAUUGAUCACGCAAUUAUGGAAAUAGAGAGUUAUGCAUUUACAACAAUUGCUAACAGUUUUACAGACAAAAUUUUCCUAGAUAGGCGAACUGGCCACGGACAGAUGGAAACUAUGUGGGUAAUUGAUUCGGCAUCUAGGACUAUUCAUGUGCAAGGCGGGCCAAUAUUUUAUUUGAGUCAGCAUUAUAAAGAGUUAGUUGAUGGUAAAUUUGAUUUGAAACUAUACUAA